This is a messenger RNA of Colletotrichum orchidophilum, 1833 nucleotides long. RefSeq lists its product as uncharacterized. The record is from RefSeq and is a predicted model, not a curated record. Lineage: Eukaryota; Fungi; Ascomycota; Sordariomycetes; Glomerellales; Glomerellaceae. The annotation marks the transcript as partial. The transcript is spliced from 3 exons.
CUCUACGACCUUACACGCCUAGGUCCACCUGCAGCUUGCGCGCUAGGUAGUCACCUCAGUCAACGGGAAUUUCAUGCAGCACAAAGCAAAGUGGCGGGACGUUAUCGGAGGGGCUCUCGUCACACUGUGCGCCGAUACGCAUCAACGCAUCUAGAACCUCCCGUUGGCUUAGUGCGAAGACGACCAGUAGCAGCGCAACCAACCGCCAAACCAACGUUGUCCCCCAUCGCACAUCGAAGCAGACGCCCGAGUCGCCGGACGAAGGCGCUUUCAGACACCGUAUCAGCUUCGGUCUCUUGUAUUGCCGCCAGUCAGGUAUUCUUCAACAACCGCAACUCUACGGGCUUCCAUGGUUAUCCUCUUGUCGCCGUCCACUCCGCCGCCGCCGCCGCCGCCGCCAUUGUUGUCGCCAUCCUCCAUCCAUCUUCAUCCACCAUCGAGACAACCUCGCUAAACCUGACGCAUCGCCAUCGGCUCGGUCAAAACAGCACCGAAAACCACUCCCCUCAGUCCCGUUCUCGGCCGCCGGCGCCCGGCGAGCCCCCUCUACAGCGAUGUGGCGGGUAUUCCGACCUCGCGCUGGCAUAUCAAAUGCAAGCACUCUGGCUGUUCGCGCAGUCGCGCCACAAGUUCCCAGCCAACAAACAGUCAUCGUGCAGAGGGUCAAAUUGUCGAAACCUAGAUUUAGGGCUGGGUGUGUAUACAUUCUACAGACUGUGCCGGUGUGCUUUCUCUAAUUUUGAAUCUAGAACAUUUCUCAUCGGAGCAGGCAUCUCACUUGCUUGCUGGCACAUUUACUGGUCCACCGUUCUGAAUCCAUUCUUCCGACAUGUAGACCGAGAAUACGAGAAGCUUUCAGCGGCGGAGAAGAAGGCGCUUGACGAAGAAAUGGACGAGGAGGAGGCCGAGCCUUGGUUCAUUCCGUUCCCCUUCACGACUACAUCCGUCAGCCAACCGCCGUAUAAAGGCAGCGACCCCGAGUGGCAAGAGUUUAUCAAACUCAGCAAGCAGAAAGCGAUGCAGAAUCAAAUUCGCUCCGAUUUGGCCCACUGGGUAAAGCGCUCGGUCGAGAAGCAUCCGGUAAUCACAGCCAAGUGUGGUAACUCAGCAAAGCUUCGUAGAUACUGGUUGGACAUCGACUUCCCAUACCGUCCCCCGCCAGUGUUUUACUCUUCUGGAUUACUGCUACAAGGCGAUGGACUGUACUGGUCAACUCAACCCGUUGACUCUUUGACUGUCAAACGUCUGCAGAAGAUUCUUUGGCCGGAUGCAAUAGCCAUGUCAUCAUGGGCUUUUACAAGUGCGUUGGUAAAACAGCACUAUAUGGACAUCUCUCGAGCUCUUGGCUUCGAGUCGAGCAGACCAGUCCAAUCGUUCCCAUCAGUGAGCGGUGGCAACAUGCAACAAAAAGCUCAAGGGCCACUUCCGUCUGCCAACAGACAGACCCCUGAUGGCACGCCGGCGGAGAACGCAUCCCACAAUGUCAGCAAGACAACGGAUGCGCCACAAGCAGACGAGCCAGAGAGCGGUGGCAAGACCAACUUUGUCAGAGACACUGCCCUAUCCCACAUAGAGGGGAUGAAACAAAUAACAGACGGCCCUGCUAGAGAAUUCCGAAGAAAACUAGCGCAAUCUUGGAAGCUCACGCGACCGCAUCCUCCGCGUGGCUGCAUCCUCGUUUCGGGCUUCGUCGAAUGCGAGCUGCCCAAAGGCUUUGUAUUGAUCGACGUCUGGGGGUUCUGGAACCCCAAAACGGAGGUCUUUGAGGCCAAAUCGACCUUUAUGAAUGUACGGAGGGUACAGAUGAAGCAACAAGCACCUCGUCGGGGCUGA